Cuscuta epithymum is the source of this 2036-nucleotide messenger RNA. The record is from the annotation of a GenBank genome assembly. NCBI's taxonomy places the organism in Eukaryota, Viridiplantae, Streptophyta, Magnoliopsida, Solanales, Convolvulaceae.
ACAAGAAGUAAUAAUAGAAUGAAAUUUUGAUAUAUAGCUUGCAAGAUGAAAAAAUAAGAAAUUAAAAAGUGGUAUUUUAAAAUACCACAAAUUCAUCAUCAUCAUCAUUCAUCAUCAUCCUCAUACCAGCUUCGAACACUGGACGUGCAGCACGCUUCUUUUAAGUGCAUCCAGCAACGCCAGAUAGAAGCUGGUGACAUAGUUUGUAAGCAGUUUUAUUUAACUAAAAAUAAGUUCUUUCAUUUAUCUGUCCUGAUUAAGGAUUUGCAGGCGCAUUCCUAUUUCAUAAAAAGCAGAGGUUUCCACACGAAAACCCUAAUCCAGUUGGGCAGCAGCUAACAGGCUAAGAAAAUCUCCGACCAUGGCUGUGCUGAGCUCGGAGAAGGUGCUGCAAGAGAGCAACACCAGCGAUUCCGAUUCCAUUACUUCUCUGGCACUCACCGCAAAGGCUCUCUCCGACGUAUCGUGCUUGGACGCGUUCAAGAACAUUCAAAGGCUCGACCUUAGCUUCAACAGCCUGACUUCCCUUGAGGGGUUGAGGUCAUGCGUAAACUUGAAGUGGUUAUCUGUAGCCCAGAACAAGCUUCAGAGUUUGGAAGGGAUUGAAUGCCUUGUUAAACUUACUGUACUAAAUGCUGCAAAAAACAAGCUUAAAUCAGUGGACGGGCUUAAUUCUCUUGUAAGUUUGUGUGCACUGAUCUUGAAUGAUAAUGAGAUCAGUUCUAUUUGUAAACUUGACCAAAUGAAAGACCUGAACACUGUAGUUCUUUCAAGGAAUCCAAUACGAGAUAUAGGUCUAUCACUUGCUAAAAGGAAUUCAGUAUCAAAAUUGUCCCUUUCAAACUGCCAGCUGCAACUUAUUGGCUCUUCGCUCAAAUCUUGCACCGAGUUAAAAGAAUUGCGACUCUCUCAUCAUGAGAUCACGACACUUCCAAGUGAGUUGGCUUGCAAUAACAAAUUGCAAAACUUGGACUUGGGAAAUAAUGCGAUCCUGAGGUGGUCUGAUCUUAAGGUUCUCUCUUCACUAACUAACCUGAAAAAUUUAAAUCUUCUCGGGAAUCCCAUUGCUGAAAAGGACGGCCUGGUAAAGAAGAUUCAGAAACUAGUGCCGAAUUUGGUGGUUUUUAAUGCCAAACCCAUUAGCAAAAUCUUGAAGGGAGAAUUGGGAAGAGCUAAUACCUCUCAUGAUGUUGACAUAGUUCAGAAUGUGGAAACGAUAAGUCUUCCAAGAAACAACUCUCGAAAACAUUCUUCUCAAAGCGAAAAUGUUGGUGGUUGUGAUGUGAAAGAAUCAAAGCCUAAAAAGCAGAAAAGAGAAUCAAAGAAUGAGAAUAAAAAGAAUUCAGUUGUAGAGGAAGCUUCUGAUCAUGAGAUGGAUCAGUUAGAGAAUAGAAGGAUUAUUAACAAUGACAGUGUAAUUGGAACCCGGAAAACCUCGAAGCCCAAAACACCGGCAUUUGAUGAUGGAGAGACACCUUUUAUGAAUCUUUUUACCGAUGAUGCACCAGCUAAUUCCUUUGGUAGUGAUAAUCCUGGAGUUGGUCAGAGUGUUGAUGAAACUGUGGGAUCAGUUACUCACGCCAAGAAGAAAAGGCAGAACAACAAACAAAGUAAUGGGCCCACUUCACUGCAAUUGUUAACAGCAGUUGAUGAAGUUGGACUGGGUGGACCAUCAAUGUGGGAUUAGAAAAAAUAUUUCUUCUAAUCCUUAAUCCUCAUGGGAUCCAUUGUGCAAGCUUGAAGCUUUUGCAUCGUUCGAUUUUUUCAUCACUGCAAAGUUCUUUUAAUUUUAGUGUGGGGAGCAUUUGAUUACCAAAAGCUUGGACUUUAGUAUUGUGUACUGUAUACAUUGGGUUUGUUUUGGGGGGUUCUAUUUAUUACCUUAACACAAUCUCGGGGAAAUAUAGUUGGAUUUUCUAUGGCGUAUGUCGCGCCCACACUAACUUGUAGGUCGUGCGUGAUGAAAAAACUUCACCAUAUUGGAUGAGAAAUAUCAUAACUUAUUUGGUCUUGCUGUUUUUGUUUUUGAUUCAUGA